Molecule: messenger RNA, 2153 nt
Organism: Populus euphratica (Euphrates poplar)
Lineage: Eukaryota; Viridiplantae; Streptophyta; Magnoliopsida; Malpighiales; Salicaceae
Product: protein IQ-DOMAIN 14-like
Exons: 6
Coding region: 371-1957 (528 amino acids)
Molecular function (GO): protein binding
Source: RefSeq, a predicted model, not a curated record
AGGUGAAAGGUGAUAAAGAAAAGUUGAAAAUUCAUACAAGCAAGCACCAAGAACCUGAUUCAAAGAAGCUCAGAAAGAAAGAAAAAGGAGGGACACAAGAGCAAAAGCUAAAGAAAUGCAUAUACACUAGUGUGUUGUGUGUGUAUUAGAUCAUAUUUAAAAAGAUUUCAAAAGAAAACAGAGGAAUCAAUCAAGAUGUUGUUUGUAAACAGCCUUUGUUUUUAGGUCUGCAAAACUGGGUCUUCUUUAAUUACAAGGUAUGUUCUCUGCGAGUUCUUCUGUUCAUGUAAGCGCAGAUUCAUUUGGUCCUACAGGCAGUUGAUUGUGCGAUUCAUUUCCUCAUCUGGGUGGAGACAGUAAUGCUAGGAACAUGGGAAAGAAAGGGAGUUGGUUUUCAGCAAUCAAGAGGGUCUUUCUACCGAACUCCAAGGACAAACUAGCUAAUGAACCGGAUAAGAGAAGCACAAAAGAAAAGAAGAAGAAGGGUCGUGGAAAGCUAAGACAUGGAGAGACCACUUCAUUCAUACCCCUGUUUAGAGAACCAAGUAGUAUUGAGAAAAUUUUGGAUGAGGCCGAAAGAGAGCAUAAAUUAAUUUUCAGGCCUCCCACACCUCCUGAGCAACCGACUACACCACCCUUUGUGCCUCCAAGAUCUGCUUCUCCGAGGGUUGCUUCUCAAAGAGUCACCUCUCCAAGAGCUGCUUCCCCUAGAGCUGCAUCUCCAAGGGUUGCUUCCCCUAGAGCAGCUUCUCCUAGGAAUGCUCAACGCCAUAAGGAGAUAUAUUACAGACCAGAACCAACUCUAAGAAACCAUCAUGCUUCAGCAACCAAGAUCCAAUCAGCCUAUAGAGGCUAUGUUGCAAGGAGGAGCUUCAGAGCUUUGAAGGGUCUUGUGAGGCUUCAAGGAGUGAUAAGAGGACAGAAUGUGAAGCGGCAGACGAUGAAUGCAAUGAAAUACAUGCAGCUCUUGGUUCGGGUCCAGUCUCAGAUUCAGUCACGGAGGAUCCAAAUGCUAGAAAACCAAGCACGACGUCAAGCUCAAAACAAAAAUGAUAAAGAAGUGGAUGGUACCUUGGGCAAAUGGGGCCAGUCGCCUGAGGCAGGUAAUAGUGAAGACUGGGACGACAGCAUUCUGACAAAGGAGGAAAUUGACGCAAGGUCGCAGAGAAAGGUGGAGGCAGUCGUCAAGAGAGAGAGGGCCAUGGCUUAUUCGUAUUCCCACCAGCUGUGGAAAGCCUCACCAAAAUCUGCUCAGUCAGCUCUCAUGGAUAUCCGUUCCAAUGGAUUUCCAUGGUGGUGGAACUGGUUAGAACGUCAGCUACCUCCAACGAAUCCUCCUGAAAGCCAAGCCUUGAAGAAUUUUCAACUUACACCGCCAAGGCCACGUUCAGAUAUAAAGCCUAGCCCAAGACCCCCAUCAAGUAGCCAAAAGCAACAACAUCUGGGGUUUGAUAAUAUGGAUACUUCCACACCGAGAUCCUCAAAAUCAACUGCAUUUGUAUCAACAAAACCAGCGCGAACUCCUCUACUCAGAACUCCACAAGCAAACAGCCCUAGCUUGUCUAGAUAUUCAAGAGCAAGAGCCAGUGGAGGGAAUUCUCCUUUCGACUUGCCAUUGAAGGAUGACGAUAGCCUCACGAGCUGCCCACCAUUUUCAGUGCCAAACUACAUGACUCCUACGGUCUCAGCCAAGGCAAAAACAAGAGCUAAUAGUAAUCCCAAAGAGAGGUUUCCAGGGACCCCAAACAGUGAAAAGAGGAGACUCUCGUUCCCGCUCACGCAAGGCAUUGGAUCUUUCAAGUGGAACAAAGGCUCCUUCUUCACCAGCAAGGAUUCAAGCUCUCAAAGGGGUUUAGAUAAGCAUCAGUCAAUUCAAUCCAUAGGAGAUUUGAGUGUGGAUUCAACCGUCUCGAUGCCUGCUACGGUUGGACGAAAGCCAUUUAACCGAUUUGUGUGAUUUUUUUUCCUCAUCUUUUUAACACCUUUUGUUUCCCGCAUCUUUCGUGUUAUUUGAUUGAGUGCAUGGUGAUAUCAAGCUACAAAAUACUGAUGUAAACAUAAUAAAGAUACAAAUAGGAGAUGAUGGUUUGAAUGUAACAGGGUUUGCUUUAAAGAAAAAAAAAAUACAAUGACAUUUUUUGGAUUGCUUUAAA